Molecule: messenger RNA, 1303 nt
Organism: Panonychus citri (citrus red mite)
Lineage: Eukaryota; Metazoa; Arthropoda; Arachnida; Trombidiformes; Tetranychidae
Exons: 3
Coding region: 1-1188 (395 amino acids)
Molecular function (GO): oxidoreductase activity
Source: RefSeq, a predicted model, not a curated record
AUGAAACAGAUAGAAGGUGAAGAUUAUGGAGAAAUUAACAACAACAAUCAGUCGAUUGAUGUUCUAGUGAAAACCAGAUAUAAACAAUUAGUGGAAAAGGGUUCGUAUGAAAUUGGUGUUGAUCCAAAUAUUAAUCCCGAUUUACCACCAACCUGGUUUGAUAAACAACGAUUUAUAAGAUCACAGAAAACUGCGGAAAAAUAUUCAUUAAGUCUUAAAUUUGCUUCCUUUUGUGGUUUAUUACUUGGAAUUCAGAUUCCAACAUUUCUGGAGCCUCUUCUGGUCACUGGUCAUCAUGAAAAUGUUGCUAAAUUAUUUAAACGUUACCUGGAAACGUCGAUCAAAGUAUCUUCAUGGUAUACAAGUGAUCCUUUUGAUGAAUCAAGUGCCUCUUAUAAAUCAUUACGAGUUGUCCGUUCGAUGCAUAAAUCAAUCUAUAAACUAAUGAACAAUUUAACUGAUCGACAAUCAGGUCGAGAUCGUCUUUGGGUAUCACAAUUUCAAAUGGCGCUUACUCAGGCCGGAUUUUUCGGCCUUCUCAUUUUAUACAGUAAAGAUUGUGGAGCCCACGGGAUAACUGAUGAUGAACUCGAAGAUAUUAUUUAUCUGUGGCGGGUUUUAGGUUAUCUUAAUGGAAUCCAAGACAAGUACAAUCUCUGCUCAGGAGGAUUAAAGGAAACUCAAGCUUAUCUACUUCAUAUAAACAAACAAUUCAUUGAACCUCAAAUUAAUCCGAUUCCAGCUCAUCCAUAUCCGAUUGGCCAUCAAGUUGCCCAGGGAAUCUCAGAUGCCUUCCGUCCAAUGCAGCCCAAUAUUAGAUAUCAUGUCUAUCUAACCUAUUGGUACAAUAUUAUCGGUAUUCCCUUACCUCCCACUUUUGACCUUACCUGGUUCCAUCAAAUCCUCUUGGUUCUGAUGAAGUUUACCUUUCAAAAGCUUUUGGGUUUCAGGUUAAUCUACAAUUUUCUUAAUUGGAGGACAAAACAACGACUAAUUUGGGCAGAAAAAAAUUGUUCACAAAUUGAGAAACGAUUAGCUGACCAGUAUAACGAUAAAUUAUUCAAACCAUCAUCUUGUCCAUUCAGUGUCACCUUAGAUUCACUGACUCAUCAUGUGGUUACCCCUCAUGAGAUUGAUAAUCAACAAUUAGAUGAUAAUCAUAAUGAUCCAUUGCUCAAAUCAAAGUAGUUUAGCUUUGAUCAAUUAAUCUCUAAUAAUUCACUAAUAAUUAUUGCAAAUAUAAUGUAUUAAUUGAUAUUUAACUAAUUAUUUGCUCAAAGAUAAAUUCAUAUUAAUCAAUUGA